Molecule: messenger RNA, 1869 nt
Organism: Peromyscus eremicus (cactus mouse)
Lineage: Eukaryota; Metazoa; Chordata; Mammalia; Rodentia; Cricetidae
Product: zinc finger protein OZF-like
Exons: 4
Coding region: 453-1742 (429 amino acids)
Biological process (GO): regulation of transcription by RNA polymerase II
Molecular function (GO): DNA-binding transcription factor activity; RNA polymerase II cis-regulatory region sequence-specific DNA binding
Source: RefSeq, a predicted model, not a curated record
GCCUUUUUUUACGCUUCGCUUAAGAUAAGGGGAUUCUUGUCAGGAUCUGUUUUGGGCGACUGUUCGUAUUGCGGAGUGCAGCUCCCAGAGACACAUCAAAAGUACGAAAUGGUGAAUGUGCCUUGGGCUUCUGGAAACCUGGUUGUCGUGUGUCGGACACUAGCCCCUUUGUAGUCAUGUGGCGCCAGCUCCUGAAGAUUUCCCUGGUGCUGAGCUGUCCAGUAGAAGGUGGAGUCUGGCACCGCAAUGCCUAUGCCCACGUGCACUUGAAGUGUGCACCCCUCAGGCAGCCUUGAGCCCCGCGUCUCCCAUCUUCUCUCCUGGUGAAACUGCUUCAUGGCAAUCCCCAGCACUCUUGGGAGCCAGUGACCUUUGAGGAUGUGGCUGUGAAGUUCACCUCAGGCGAGUGGGCUUUGUUGGAUUCCAGUCAAAAGAAGCUCUACAGAGAUGUGAUGAAAGAGACGUUUUUAAACCUGACCUUCAUAGAGAAAGGACUAGAAGAAAAUGUUGAAGAGGACUACAAAGAUCUCUGCAGAAAUCUGGGAACUCAGGUGGUUGAGAAAGACUGUGGGUAUGAGUGUGAUAGUCAUUGUGAUGAAAUCCAGGAACCAAUUUCAGAAAAUAAAGACAUGCCUUCUGCAAUAAGAAUUUGUGAAAGCCAAGCAAAUGUAAGAAACAUCAUUGGUCAUUCAUCCUCACAUGUGUGUCCAAGAGACCAAACUAGAGUGAAACAGCCUGAAUAUAUGGAAGCUGUGGCAAAGGCUUUCAAACAUGAGAAACACUGGAAAUAUAUCAUUCAUUCUGAGUCACUUCAGGUACUUGAAACUUCUACAGAGAAAUCCCAUAAAAACCAACAAUGUAAUGAAGCCUGUAGGAGUCUCACUUCUGAUAAGCCUCAAGAGAGAACUCAAACCAAAGAUAAGUUCCGUGUGCGAGUCUUAAAGAGAUACAAAUAUGGCCAGAAAGAUAAAGGGAUCCAUACAGGAGUCAAACCAUUUGUGUGUAAGCAUUGCAAAGAAGCUUUCAUGGAUUCCAGUGACCUCAUCAAACACCAAAAAAGUCAUAUUGGAGACAAAAAUUACAUUUGUAAGCUCUGUGGGAAAACAUUUAAAUAUGCUUCAUGUUUUGAGAAACAUAAAGUAAGUCACAGAGGAGAGAAGCUUUAUGCAUGUAAGUAUUGUGGGAAAGGCUUUACCCGCUCCUAUGGUCGUAACGUCCAUGAAAGUAUUCACACUGGAGAGAAGCUUUAUACCUGUGAGCAUUGUGGAAAAAGCUUCACCAGUCUCACUUAUUUUAAAAUUCACGAAAGAAUUCACACUGGAGAAAAACCUUACACAUGUAAAUAUUGUGAUAAACCCUUUGCCAUUCUGAGUUCUCGUAAUGCUCAUGAAAGAGUUCACACUGCUGGGAAGGCUUAUAUAUGUAAGCAUUGUGGAAAAGCCUUCACCAGUUCUAGUUGGCGAAGUGUUCAUGAAAAGGGUCACACUGGAGAGAAGCCUUAUGCACUAAGUAUUGUGGAAAAACCUUCUUUGGAUCUAGUUCUCGUAACUGUCAUGAAAGAAUUCACACUGGGGAGAAAUCCUUUGUUUGUAAAACAUGUGGGAAAAUGUUCCUUCUCUCUCAUCAUCUUACCAGCCAUGAGCGAAUUCACACAGGAGAAAAACCGUAUGCAUGUGAGCUUUGUGGAAAAACCUUUACCAGUUCCAGGUGGCGUAAGACUCAUGAAAGAAGUCACAAUUUAAAGAAGCCUCAUUUUACAUGUAAGCAUUGUAGAAAGGCUUUCACCAGUUCAAAGCGCUGUGCUACUCAUGAAAGAACUCACACUAGAAAGAAGCUUUAUGCAUGUAAGCUUUGUGGGAAAACCUUCAC